AUGCAACGAGAUUUUAAUCAUAAUGAUGGUAAUAAUGAAAUAUUAAGAACUAGUAUAACUGAUUGUAAUUCAUCUAAAGCAAUCUGUUCAAGUACACGGCCAAGUAAAGAUCGUGAUUUCAUUAAGUAUUCUACAAAAAGGCUUUCAAGAUCUAAAACACCACCAAAUUUGCAUUCAGUUGUUGCAGAUCGAAAACGACGAUGUGCCGAUAAAGAAAAAAUUGGCACUAGCCGAAACGAUUUAAAUUUUCGUCGAGAUGGAAGGCGAAGCAAUCAUCAGGGGCACCAUAAAACUGAAUCAAGAUCUUUAAGUUUCGAUAAUCGUUCGUCAAUCAUCAUUAAACAUGGGAGAAAUAUUGCGUCGAGUAGUUCUCACAAAAUAUAUUCAUCAUCAUCAUCAUCAUCCUCAUCAUCAGUAGCAGCAGCAAAAAUAACGACAACAUCAAAUCAUGAGCAUCAGAAGAAAGAUUCUCGGCCAUAUCGAAGUCAUCAUCGUGUCGUAACAGGUUUAGCGCCUGUAUCUUCUCAUGACCGUUAUAUUUAUCGGCCUAUAGGAUCAACUCCUAAGAUAGGAGAAAUAUACAUCAUUCGACAGAGUAUCGAUAAGUUGUUUGGAUUGGUGGCGAGAAGAUCGAAAUCUUACGAAGACUUGGAUGAUUCUAAAUCAUCGUCCGUAUCACUAUCAUCCACGGAAACGAAAAAUGAAAGACCGAAACCGAGACCAUGUUUAGUAUGGAACGACAAUCCAAUUGAAGUGUUGUUGAUGACAACAUUUGAUAGAGCGGAUGUUACGGAUCCCAAUUUUGAGUAUGGACCAUUCUCAAUGGAUUAUAUUCGACGUCAUCUAUUAUGUAUUCAUCCAAGAAAAGAAUUUGAUGAUCGACGAUCAAUCAAGUCAAAUGCAAAACAUAAUCGAGCUCUCACCAUUCAGGAUGAAUAUCUCAUAUUGAUUCCUGUAUUAAUUGACAAGGAUACAGAAUUCCGUAAAUUAGUUCCAGAGUAUUUCGAUCAAGAUGACCUGGAUUAUAUCAAUACAAUUAUAUUCGAUUUAUCACUUGAAAGAAAACAACGUCAAACAGCUACAAUUCGUAAAAUAAAUUUUGACGUACUAUUGAAAAAUAAUAAAGAUGGUGACAAUGAUGAUUCAUUACCAACAACGAGAAGCUAUGUUUUGGACAAGUAUAUGUCGUCACCAUUAUCACCAUUAGAAAAAAUCAACACGGUGGAAAAUAAGAGUUUUACACCUGAAAUAAGUUUAAUUGGAAGCAAUAGUGAUCAUGAUCAUGAUGAUGAUGAACAGAUGAUAUUUAUAUUGAACGAAACUGGUGAACCAUUAUCAAUUCAGAAUCUCAUUGGUUUCAAAAUUCCUACAUCAUCGACACCAGUUAAUAUAAUACAACAUGAAUAUGUUUUAUUAAUUGCAUCAAAUGAAAAUCAACUAGAUGCUGGCCUUUCAACUAAUCAAAUAGAAGAUUCUCAAAAGAAACAAAAGAUUGACUUUAAGAUUGAAAAUCGUAUUAUAACUAUGAACCUGAAUGGCAUUUGCAAACGUGUGUUUGAUAUAGCAUUAUCGUCUGAUUCCCAUUGGCCAAUCCAAAUACUUUGUGAUACUCAAAUUCACAAUGAUAAACUAUGUUUAACUUUAAGUUCAAUUGUAAAAAUCAAUAAUAAUACAACAAGCGGGUUACUUAUUUUAAAUCUUGAUCGAAUGGAUGCCAGACAAUCUCGUACAAUUGCAAAAAUUGGUGCCGAUGACGAAUAUUACGUACCCAUUGCAUCACUUUAUAAAGAUUCUAGUCAAACAAUAUGUAUUGGUAUUGAUGAAAAUGAGAAUGAAGACGUUUUUUCUUUUGAUUGGGUUCAAGACUUUCCUCAAGAAAGAAAAUUAAAAUUAAAAAAUGGAAAUGAAUUAUGUUUCAUAAUUUACAAAGAAAGUAGUGAAGCGUAUUUGGAAAAUACUAAUCGACUUGAUCGAACUACUUUUACCUUUUCAAUUCAUUUGAUGCAGCGUAUAUAA
This is a messenger RNA of Rotaria socialis, 2016 nucleotides long. The record is from the annotation of a GenBank genome assembly. Lineage: Eukaryota; Metazoa; Rotifera; Eurotatoria; Philodinida; Philodinidae.